Molecule: messenger RNA, 1856 nt
Organism: Tricharina praecox
Lineage: Eukaryota; Fungi; Ascomycota; Pezizomycetes; Pezizales; Pyronemataceae
Product: Ferroporti-1
Exons: 4
Coding region: 59-1648 (529 amino acids)
Biological process (GO): iron ion transmembrane transport
Cellular component (GO): membrane
Molecular function (GO): iron ion transmembrane transporter activity
Source: RefSeq, a predicted model, not a curated record
GGACCUGACACGGAGAAUUCUUCACUUUCGAUCACUCUUGCCCGCACACUGGUGGUCCAUGAGUUACAUUGCUUUAUCACAACGCGACAAUGAUUUCGGCGACGCCCCGGAGCAGGCGCAGGAUAACGAGGACUCCGAAGUGGCCGCCAGCGGAGACCGGGACCCGCAGCAGCAACCAGGCGUUACUCGAAAGCAGUUAUGGGGACUCUAUCUCUCGCACUUCCUCUCCACAUGGAAUGCGCGCAGCUAUGAAUUCGCAGCGAUUCUCUUCACGGCCUCUGCAUACCCAGAUACAUUGACCGCAUCGUCGAUCCGCGGCAUCUUGACAACGCUCUCGACGCUGGCGCUCUCGUCUGCGGUGGGCAGAUGGGCUGACCAACACCCGUCGCGCUUGCAGACAUUGCGGAUAGGUAUUUUUGUCCAGCGAAUACUCGUCAUAUUGGCUUGCGGGGGGUGGAUAUCCAUUGUCGGAGAGGUAUUUGUCGAAGGCGGGUUCUCUGGUACUGGUGUGAAGACUGGAGUUGCUGGCAGUGGGCACCAACAGCCGUUCGCGGGUAAGCCGGUCGUGAAGGGGAUUAUAUUUGCGGCUGUACUGCUUCUCGGCAUCGGCGAGAGACUCAGCGCUGUGGGGAAUAUGAUGGUGAUGGAACGGGACUGGGUCCCCGCAAUCGCGGCAACGGAGCCCGCGCCAUUCCUCCUGAGCUUGAAUGCCUCUAUGCGACGAAUAGACCUGACCUGCAAGCUUCUCGCCCCCCUCUCCAUUUCCGUCCUCGCCCUAGUCGCCUCGAGCGUCCGAGUGACCGCCGUAUGUAUCGCCGUAAUAAACGCCGUCUCCGUUGGGAUAGAAUGGCAUACCGCCUACCGCGUUUAUAGGAGCUGCCCCUCACUCCGGGUUCCCAAAGCGCCAUCACCUCCGCCCGUCCAGGCCACUCGACAACAGAGUGUAUUCCGUUCAUGGACGCAAGGCUUGAGCCUCUUCUUCUCCACCGAGAUCUGGCUCCCAUCGCUAUCACUGGCACUCCUCUACUUCCCCGUGCUCUCAUUCUCCGCAUCGAUGCUGACCUUCCUCCUCAACGCGGGGUUCCCGCUUUCGGAGAUCACGAUCGCCCAGACCUUCAGCACGCUGGUGGAAGUAUUCGCCACGGUAGCUAGUCCGUGGGGCGUACAGAUGAUGGAGCGCAAACAGCCCACCGCCACCGCCGCCGCAGCCGCCGGCAUAGAGCGGAUGGGCCUGUGGGGACUCUGGUGGCAAUUCACCAAUCUGAUCCCAGUGACGCUCCUGCUGUUUACUCUCCCCACAUCGGGUCCUCCAGCCUUCCCCUCCGCCGCGCUGUUCAUCUUCCUUGCCCUCUCCCGCAUGGGCCUGUGGAUCUUCGAUCUCUCCGCACAGACGCUUGUGCAGACCCACGUGCCCGAGGGCAGGCGCAGCGAGUAUUCCGGCGUCGAGAUGGGGUUCAUUUCCGCGGCGGAGCUGGCGCAGUGGGUUGUCACCGGCGUAUGGGCUCAGACCGAGGACUUCAAGUGGUUGGCUACUGCGGGGACGGUCGCCGUGGGCGCGAGUUUGCUGGCGUAUAUGGUGUGGCUGCGGGGAAGAAGGGGACAUUUGGUCCAUUGGGAGAAGGUGCGCUGGGGGGAGUGCGGGAACUAGUGAUGUGGUUAUGUGGUGAUGGGCCAUAGAUAGAUCAAUGGCAAUAAGGGGAUGAAGUGGGAGGCUUUUUUGAGGGGGGAAGGGGGUUUAAUCAUCAUUGCAUUCAACCUCAGUAGAUCAUGGCAGUUAUAUUUCCAUUUCCACCCCACUGUCUUUGACCGCUGGCCGCAAGCUUGAUGUGGGUUCCCUAUUGCCCUCCGCCCAGCCC